Messenger RNA from Rhincodon typus (whale shark), 7392 nucleotides. Its product is annotated as GON-4-like protein. Gene Ontology annotation, molecular function: transcription coregulator activity. The transcript is spliced from 30 exons. Bases 1 to 6270 code for a protein of 2089 amino acids. Gene Ontology annotation, biological process: regulation of DNA-templated transcription. The record is from RefSeq and is a predicted model, not a curated record. NCBI's taxonomy places the organism in Eukaryota, Metazoa, Chordata, Chondrichthyes, Orectolobiformes, Rhincodontidae. Gene Ontology annotation, cellular component: nucleus.
AUGGAAGCGACGAUGCUGCCAGCUCAGAAGAGGAAGGCGCUGGCACCGCCGGAUUCCCCGCCACAGGCCAAGAGAGACUGGACGGCAGCUGCCCCCGGUUUACCGCCCGAGCCAACUGCCAGCAGCCCGCAUGUCGGGAACGUCCGCGCUCUGCUCCCGGGAACACUGUCUCCGGAAGGUAAGCCCGGUCUCCGGGCUGACGUGGACGCGCAGGGUCAGGUAGCCGUGGAGAGCCCCAAGGGGGCGUGUCCCAGGCCGGCAGACCAAAGAACAGAAGGCGGUGUUGGAGAAACAGCUGUGUGUCCAAGGGGCACGAACAGAAGCCAGCAGCUAGCAGAAGCCCCAUCCUUGAGCAGCCAGGCAUCAGAAGCAGACUCUGCAGUUACCGGGCUGGCGAGGCCUGGAUCUCCCCAGGGGCCCAAUCAACAACCUGGUCAUAGCAUAGCACCAGAACCACCCUCCCGGUCAGACAGAGAUGGGCUGUCCUCGCAUGAGACGCAUAAAGGGCCUCCGAGUGAUGACGAGAAGGACGAAGGGGAGAGGAACCUGGUUAUCACUGUUGAGGAAGGAGAGAGUGCGACCAAGAAGAGGAAGAAGAAGGCGCAGAAACGGGAGAAGAAAUGGAAAGAGGGGAAGGGUGCGGAGGAAAUGCAGCCAGACUGUGACAUCCAGCUGGAUGACAGCUUUGAGCAGGCACUGGAGGAUGGAGCCAAACAGCACAACCUGACAGCCAUCAACGUUCGCAACAUCCUCCACGAGGUGAUCACUAACGAGCACGUUGUGGCCAUGAUGAAAGCAGCCAUCUUCGAUACCGAGCAGCCGCACCUGUUUGAACCCAAGAUGACCCGCUCGAAGCUCAAGGAGGUUGUGGAGAAGGGAGUGGUCCCCCCAACGUGGAAUAUAUCACCAAUUAAGAGCAAAGAGUCCAAGGCUCCCCAGUUUAUUGACAUCCCUCUGGAGGAGGAAGACUCGUCUGAUGAAGAGUACAGACCCGAGGAGGAGGAGGAAGAUGAGACAGCAGAGGAGGGCUUCCUGGAGAGUGAUGCUGAGAGCACCACUUCCUCUCCUGCAGGAAGUGGCCGACCACGGUCCAGGCAGGAGCUGUUGGAGACCGAGGAGGAGAGUGCCUCUCUUGAGCUCCCCGGUGUUACUGAGAGGGACAGUGGGCUCGGAGUGGCUGCGAGGCACCUCAGUGUGGAGACCAUUCCCAUGGGCCCCCCACCACUACCCCCUAAAGCCAAGCACAGGCAGAGCCGCGACACCAGCUUCAUGGAGAAGCUACACGCUGUGGAUGAGGAGCUGGCUUCGAAUGAGGUCUGCAUGGACUCCUACCAGUCCCUCAAUGACCGCCUGAUUGCCUACCGUACUCGGUCCAAGUGGCCUCUCAACAACGUGUCCCUGGGGCUGCUGGAGGCCGAGUUGAAGGCACCAGACAUCACAGCAGAUAUGUACGACCAGGGCACACAGGACGACGUGUACUGGCAGAACUGGAUGAAGGCUUUGAUGAACGACCUGGAUUAUGAAGACGAUGAGGAUGAUCCGGAAUACAAUUUCCUGGAAGACCUCGAUGAACCGGACAUGGAAGAUUUCCGGAAUGACCGAGCUGUACAGAUUACUAAAAAGGAGGUGAAUGAGCUGAUGGAGGAGUUGUUUGAGACGUUUCAGGAUGAGAUGGGUGUCCUGGAUGUAGAGGAGGAAACAGGAGAUGAUGAUACCCAGGAGCAGCUUCACAGUACUUUUAAUACCCCUCAGGCAAUGAGGCAUGAGGAGCCACUGGCGAACAUCCUGAACGAGCAGCACCGAACGGUCAAGGCCCAGAUCGAGCAGCUCCGGCAACGGAAAGCCAGGCAGCAGGUGUCAGCCACAGAGACCAAGAGUCCCUCCAGGAGGAGCCAGCAGCCGGACACCCUGUUCCUAGACCUGCAACAGCAACAGCAGCUUCAGCAACAGAUGCAGCAGCAUGUGCAGCUGCUAACCCAGGUCUACCUGCUCACCAGCAUCAACCCCAGUCUCGGCCAAGAGGCAGCUACCUCCAGAGUCUUCCUGAAAGAGCUGGACAGCUUUGCGAAGAAAGCAAGUGAAGUAUACUCAGCCAAGGAGCCAGAUUUCAGCUCCAUGUUCUCGCCCUGCAACCUGCCUGAGGCCCUGGCUCUCGUUGAGGAGUUUGAUGCAAAUAUUAAACCCCACGUGAAAAUUCCGCCACGGAAAGAUGACCAGAAGAUGAACAGGCGAUUUGAUGAGUCGAACUAUUUGCCGAAGGAAGUGGCCUGGAUCGUGGCGACCAGGGCAUUGUUUAUGUACCCAGAGCUACUGCCUCACACUGCACUGCAGCCGAAACACCCGAAGGAUAAAGCCUGGUUCAGUAAAGGAGAAGACAACCUGCUAGUCCUGGGCCUGAAGCACUUUGAGGAGACUGACUUCCCAAAGCCCCUGAUCAGUCAGUACCUUAUGCCCCCAAAGACCUACCACCAGCUGUCUGUCCGCAUCAAGAACCUCAGUGUCAGCCGAGCUCCGGACAACGUCAUCAAAGUUUUCAAAAAGAGGAGAGUUGUGCUUCCGAUGCCGAGCCUGUACACGGCCGUGAGUGCUGAGGAUCGGAAACCCCCCAUCGAGAGGGAGGAGAACAAACUGCCCUAUUGGCUGCAGAGGAGUUUACCAGCGAUCCGCAGGUGGCUGGAGCUGAGGACGGAGGAAGCCAGACCCGGCGGUGAGGAACCAGCGGGAGGGACUGAACUGAAAAGCACUGACGCAGACACCGAGCUCCCCGAGGGAGAAGGGGGUCAGGGAAGGCAGGGGCGUGCCUGCUCACCACCUGCCCCCUUGCAGCUCCCGGAUGGGAUACUGCUGCUCCUCAAACCCAGGGUCAGUCAUCUGACCAAGAGGGAGUUACGCAGGCAUAAACGCAGACCCUCAGCGGGUAAACCUGUUCUCAUCCACCCGGCUGUUAAAAAGACCCCCUGCAAGCAGCCGGGGCCACUCCUGCCCCCCAAACACGGUGCCCGUCCGCCUCCCCGCCUCAUCCAACCCGCUCCCUCUGUGCCCCUUGUCCCCCAGCUCUGCCAGCCUCAGGCAGUGCCCACCCUCGGUACAAGCCGCCCCACCCCGUCUCCCUGGCUGUGCCUGGGCUCCGCUGGCAGGAAACCGCGAGGCAGGAGAGCUGGGAGAAGUGACGCCAGGGGCCGUCGCCCCCGCCCCACCAUCGUUCCGUUACCAGUCCAGCGGGCACCGGUCAUAUUGACCGUGCCACCCGGGGUCAAGCUGCUGAGCCUGCCCAGCAGCUGCUGCAAUGUGCUGGACGUGACCCCAGGCCAGACCCUGCAGCUGGCCACCAUGUUGGUCAGCCCCUCUGCCUUCGCUUGCCCCGUGACCCAGCCUGCGGCUGGAGGCCCCCCGGCGAACGGCGCCGCUGCCAGUGGCGGCGCCCUGUCUGACCGUCACGUGGAAGCAGAGGUUAGCUCGAGCUGCUCCACCUCGCGUCGAGAGGACCCGCUGGUGAAGGAGGGCUCCCCCGGGCACCGGCUCGAAAAUGUGACCCUCAGCCCCAGGCCUGAGCAGCGGACGGUAAAAUCCGAACCGGCUGAGGAUACCAUCGCCGGGAACCCCCAGGAAUCCCGGCCCUGUGCCCUGGAGCAGCCCGCUCCUGAAGCCAAGGGGCAGGAGGAGCCUGUAGGUUCAGGUGGUACUCCUCCUCCUCCUCCUCCCCCUCAGGGUCCUGCUGGCACCGCUGACCAGGGGCAGGUCAUUCUGGGGCUCGGCCAGGAGCUGGACGUGGACAACCCCCUGGAUCACUCAAACGAGCCGAGCCGGCAGAAACCGGAGUUGGGGGAGCGGGUGCCAGACGGUGGAGAGGACUCCCCCAGGGAGCUGGGGUACAAGGAGGGUCUCCCGAGGCAGCUUCCUGAACCUUGCCGCGAUGGCGUGGAGGAGGCGGUGACCAGCCCCGAGGACCUGAAAUCUGAGACGAUGCAGAAGCUGACGUGGCUGGCAUCGGAGCGGAGACUGAGCCAGGAGGGUGACUCGGAGGAGGAGAACUCUCAGGAGGAGAACUCUGAGCCCGAGGAGGAGGAGGAGGGUGAGGGACUGGACCUGAAGGAGGCGGAUGGAGUCCCUCGGGCAAUGGUGGACAAGGAGGGACAGAAUGCAGGCUUCCCGACUGCCCGGGGGGAGAUCAGCGCUGGUGGCUGCUUACCAGGGGAAGGUCGGAAACUGUCAGAGAAAGGGAAAGCCUCCAGUCGGUCGCGAGCGAAACGGGGUAGGAGGAGGAUCAGUAAGGACACAUCCAAACUCUUACUGCUUUACGAUGAAGAUAUUCUCAACAAUGACCCCCUGCGGGAGCAGAAGGACAUGGCAUUUGCACAGGCGUACCUGAGCAAGGUCCGAGAGGCUUUGCAGGACGUCCCUGGGAAAUACGAGGAAUUCCUGCGGAUUUUGUACGACUUUGAGACCAACCCAGACCAGCGCACGGCCGUGGAUCUGUACGGGGAUCUAUGCGACAUCAUCCAGGAUUGGCCACAGUUACUGAAGGACUUUGCUGCCUUUCUGCUCCCUGAGCAGGCUUUACAGUGCGGCCUGUUCGAAGAACAGCAGGCGUUCGACAAGAGCCGCAAGUUCCUUCGUCAGCUGGAGAUCUGUUUUGCUGAAAACCCGACCCAUUACCAGAAGAUCAUCAAGGCUCUGCAGAGCUGUAUGGUGUGCUCAGCCCCGGAUGUGGCAGAGCUGAAGGUACAGGUUUGGCAGCUGCUGAAGGGCCACCACCAUCUCCAGGAUGAGUUCUCCCUGUUCUUCGACAGUCUGCGGCCUCCAAGUAGCAGAAUGAGUGACUUUGAAGAGGUGAACUGGAGCGAGGACAAGGAAUAUGAGUUUGAUGGCUUCGAGGAGGUGGUGCUGCCUGAUCUCGAGGAUGACGAGGAAGUUCAGAAACUGCCACCUCCCCCCAGGAACAAGAAGCGAAGGGAGGGUCACACACACGAUAAGAGCCUGGACUCUAAGAGCUCGAAAGGAAAAGAUUCUGUGAGUGUUCCAGAAGCCUGGAGCCCGCAGCCUGGGAAUAAGGAUCCUGGGAAAGCUGGUGAUAUGGUGGAGGAUUACCUGGAGCAGAGGGAGGAUUCUCACACUCCAGAUCCAAACAAGACCAGCUUAGCUUUCACAGCCCCAUCUUCAGGGAGGAGUCAGUGUCUGCCUUCGGUGGCCUGUGACGAAGGUGACCCCUGGGGGAGUCUGCAGUCCCCGGGCCCUGACCAUUCACUGGAGGACGGGGACGAGAUGGAGAGUGCGGUCUCUCAGUUCAGGAUUGAGGCUCCCAGCUCCCCGGCAGGAUCCACCGAUGGGACCUGGAGCCCUGUGGCCGAGGGAGAGGGCAACAGUGAGAGCCAGGGGGAUAGGGGCUGCUCCUGCGACAGCAGCCCCCCAGAGUGGGGAGUCGGGGGAGAGGAGGAGGCAGACAGAGGAGGAGUGAUGAAGGGCACGUGUGGAUUGCAGGGAGGGGAGCAGGCCCAGCUGGGGCUAGCGAACACGUUGGAACCCCAGCCUGCUCCCGAGAUGGACCCACACGGCAGAGUGGCUGUUGCUGGGGAGCAGUCCCCCCAGGAGGUGGGGAAGCUGGGAGAGGGAGCGAGCCGGCCGACAGAGGAGAAAGGGACCCUUAGCGGGAUGUCCCGACAUCCACCAGGACACGCCUCAGUUAAGUUUGCCUCAGCCGGAGCCCAGAUCCGCUUCAUGAGCUGCCAGAAGCUGUCUGAUCUCUCGCCCAUCGACCUGAGGCUCACGCUGGCCUGCAGAUCAGCACCAGACGGAAGCUUCCAGAACAGCGGCGACCAUGAACCUGCGCGAGCCCACACUGCCACCCGAGACAGCCCAGCAGUGAGCCCUUCCCUGGGCCAUGGCUCUGACAGCUCACUACCACAGACAGAGAGCGGGGAGCCGUCUGCAGGAGAGGGCGAUGAACAUUACACACAGGCCCAGGCUGCAGUCUGUGCUCAAAACACACGGCUCAGCUCAACAGGGGAACGCGUGGUGCUGUGGACAAGGGAGGCCGAUCGAGCGAUUCUCACAGCCUGCCAGGAGAGUGGAGCCAAUGAAGAAACCUUCAGGCAAGUGGCACAACAGCUGAACAGCAAGUCAUCCCAGGAGGUUUCACAGCGUUUCCGAGAGCUGAUGUGGUUGUUCCACACCUCGGGCGAUGCCAGUACUGACGAGGAAGAGGACGCUAUGAGCAGUAGUAACCCCGAGCAGCUCUCUGAUCGCCAGGUUUCCGAUGAGGAACAAGACUGAUCCACACAGAGUUGCUGGAUGUGAGCGUUGUAAUUACACAAAGGGAGCUGGGAGGCCGAUGAGAAUGAGUGACUAAUGAUGGAUGUGGCUGAGAGAUACUACAGUGGGGGGGAAGGAACGCUGAGCUGUGUCCUCUUCCGCAGCCUAGUACGUUUGAAUGUUGUGGAUAUCCAUCUUGUUUGCUCGAUCAUUUUUGUUACGAGUAUUUUAAAUCACUGUGCUGGUAAGUAUAUUCCAGGUUUAACCAGCUGGGUUAUUCCCUGUGGCCAAAGGGCACUCCCACAGUGUGGAUUUAAGUCAGAGGGUUUGCUGGCUGGCGUUCCUCUAACCAGAGCCAGGGUGGGGAGGGAUCUCAUCACCUGGAUCUUGACUGAUCGUUUUGUACUACUUUGCUGUCGAUAGUCAGUCCUUUUGGGACUGUCACCAGGCCCAGGUUGUGUGCCUGGGUUUGAAUGUAUUGUCUGUUUUCACCGGUUCUGCAGUUAAUGCCAGCAGCACUGUUAUGGAGGAAUUCUCGGGCAGUGAGGGCUGUGAUUGCUGGUCAAUCUCCUGCUGCAUGUGUGUGUGGAGGGGCCCUGGCCUCACUGGAUUCCAGUGCUUCAGGCUGUACCCAUACUGUUCACAUUAGCAGGGGGCGAGGGUUGCAGUUUUAAUCAGUGAAAUAAUUCAGACAUAAUCAUGGUUUGCCAAACGGAGAGUCUAUAUUUUCUUACUGACUGUGUUGUAUUGGGGAGGGAGAGUAGCCGGGGGUUUUAAGUGUCGUACUGUCGUGAGCUGGAGCGUGCAAUGGGGACUUCAUUCCACAGGGAGGGGGGUUAUUUUUAAUGAUGCAGACUGUCCAAACCCUCCCAGUAACUCACUGGGUUCACUUAUCAGUCUGACACUGGCUCGGAAAAGGGUAGACUUCAGAGGAGGACAAAAAAAGUCUGUGCAAAUGGAUCCAAAGCAUGAACAGUGAUUUACCACCAGCUAGUGCCAGAUAAGUCUUUUUUAAAUUGCUGUAAAUUAAAAAGUGUAAUGUAUUUUUUGUACAUCUUAAGUUAUAGUGAGUGGCUGUCUGUAAGUUUGUGUUGCUAGCACUGUCAGAGUCAAAAAUAGCUGAAUAAAUGUUUUGACACUGCU